This is a messenger RNA of Brenthis ino (lesser marbled fritillary), 450 nucleotides long. The record is from the annotation of a GenBank genome assembly. Lineage: Eukaryota; Metazoa; Arthropoda; Insecta; Lepidoptera; Nymphalidae.
AUGGCUAGUGUCAUGUGUGCUAAUGAGUUAGAAAUAAAAUUAAAGACGUGUGCAGAAAGAAUUACAAAAUCAGAUUUAAAUCGGUAUACGGAUAAAAUAGAAAAUGUUCUUAAUGACGAGAAAGGACGGAGACAUUUUAGGAAAUUCAUGUUUUCCUGUAAAAUGAAUCACGGUCGCCGUGUAUUAGAUUUUUGGGAACAUAUCGAAAAGUUACUCAAUCACAGUGAAUAUUCAGAGGGUUAUUUGCAAAAUUACGACUGUUUGUCUGAAGAAGCUAAGGAAAUAGGAGUAUUAGAUCUUGCUACCGAGGCGAGAAUAAAAACCGCGCGAGACUCUGAGAACAAAGAAGAAAUGGAAGAAUGUCUUAAAAUUUUAAAAGUAGAAGCAACAAAAGCACUUGGAAACGAGUAUGACAAAUACAGACAUCGAUUUAUUUCAUCCAGUAGUAAU